AUUUUUCUACCCACCCCGGAGGAUUAAGCGAUCGUCGGGACUUGGGAGAAGGUCAAGAAGAGACGGCAAUGGCGAUGGCGAUGAUGCGAUCUGGAUUUCAAGCAGCACUUCGCAGAGGAGCGAGAACAGCUCCUUCUAAGAGGGGCUUUGCUUCUUCCGCUCAGCACGAGGAUGCUCAUGAAGCGGCAAAAUGGGAAAAGAUAACUUAUGUUGGCAUUGUAUCGUGCACAAUUUUAGCUAUUGUCAACUUAUCGAAGGGCCAUCCACACACAGAGGAGCCUCCUGCGUACUCUUAUUUGCACAUCCGUAACAAGGAGUUUCCAUGGGGUCCAGAUGGCCUUUUUGAGGUGAAGGAACACCAUUAAGGGAAGUACAAGUAGAUUUUUUUGAAACAUUAAGACCUGUUCGAAUAUUCCCUUAGCUUUCUCAAGCAAGGUGAUUUUAAACUUCGACUGUGGUUAGUUGUGUUGGGUUUUAUCUUACUCUGCGGUCCAAUAAAAACAAUGGCGCAAUCUCCCCAGUAUGUUAUCUUGAUUUCUUGAAUGGCUGUUUUACUA
Molecule: messenger RNA, 557 nt
Organism: Macadamia integrifolia
Lineage: Eukaryota; Viridiplantae; Streptophyta; Magnoliopsida; Proteales; Proteaceae
Product: cytochrome c oxidase subunit 6a, mitochondrial
Exons: 4
Coding region: 69-365 (98 amino acids)
Biological process (GO): mitochondrial electron transport, cytochrome c to oxygen
Cellular component (GO): mitochondrial inner membrane
Molecular function (GO): enzyme regulator activity
Source: RefSeq, a predicted model, not a curated record